Messenger RNA from Colletotrichum scovillei, 1316 nucleotides. RefSeq names its product hydrolase. Gene Ontology annotation, cellular component: membrane. The coding region runs from base 147 to 1061 and encodes 304 amino acids. The record is from RefSeq and is a predicted model, not a curated record. Gene Ontology annotation, molecular function: lipase activity. Lineage: Eukaryota; Fungi; Ascomycota; Sordariomycetes; Glomerellales; Glomerellaceae. The transcript is spliced from 2 exons.
CAACAAUAACACGUGAAUUUCAUCUCACCUCAUCACUUCUCAUAACCCGUGGUUCAUCGUGAGAAUUCCGCUAUAUGUUUAUAUUUACAAUCAUAUAGUUGUGCGUGUAAACUGUCAACCAAUCUCACAGCAUCAUCGUCGUCGUUAUGGCCACGCAGACAGAGGGCACCUUUGAGGUGGACGGCCACAAGCUUCACAGCACAACCUGGACGCCCGAGGGCCCCAUCAAGGCCAAGCUCGUCUUCGUACACGGCUUCAGCGACCACGUGGGACGGUACGACGAGCUCUUCCCCAACCUCGCCGGCCGCGGCAUCCAGGUCUUUAGCUGGGACCAGCGCGGAUGGGGCCGCAGCGCCGCGACCAAGUCCGAUCGGGGCCUCACGGGCCCGACGUCGCGCGUCCUCGCCGACGUGGCCGCCUUUAUCAAAUCCAAGAUCCCGUCGCCCCCUACGGACGCGCCGCUCUUUGUCAUGGGCCACUCCAUGGGCGGCGGUCAGGUCCUCGCGUUAGCUAGCGACCCGCAGUACCACGAUCUCGUCGGCCAGGUGCGCGGCUGGCUCCUCGAGAGCCCCUUUAUCGCCUUCACGCCUGGCGAGGAGCCGAGCUUCCUCAAGGUCUUCUUCGGCAAGCUCGCGAGCAAGGUUCUGCCCAAGCAGCAGCUCGUCAACGAGAUCCCCGCCGAGCACCUCACGCGCGAUAAAGCGGCGCAGAAGAGCAUCCGCGACGACGACCUCAUGCACAACACGGGCACGCUUGAGGGGCUGGCGGGCAUGCUGGAGCGGACGGACCAGCUGGCGCAGAACAAGCUGACGCUGAGCGGCAACGUCAAGAGUCUCUGGCUGGGCCACGGCACCGAGGACAAGACGACGUGCUUCAACGCCAGCAAGAAGUGGUUCGGCGCGCAGACGACGAUCGAGGACGGGCACCACAAGCCGUACGAGGGGGCGUAUCACCAGCUGCACGCGGACCUGUGUAAGGACGAGUUCUUCAAAGAUGUUGGGGAUUGGAUCCUCGAGAGGGCUGGAGAGCCUGCGGCGGCGAAGCCUGAGUCCAAGUUGUAGGAGACUGGACGGGCCCGCGGGAUCUCUGCCUCUGCCUCUCAUCCAUGGAACCGGUAUUUGCGUCUUGACAUGUGGAUUGUGUCAUAUGGCUGUGCUUGGAAAGGUGCAGGUUAUACCUGUCCCUACGCCAGUCUCCAUGCAAUACCAGAGCCGAGAGGAUACCGUUGGCAUGGACGUUGCCGUUAUUUCACAGGAUCAAUGUAUGAGUUCCUUUUAGCAGAAUAGUAAUAUGAUCCAAGUUAUUUGUCUUUUCUA